This is a messenger RNA of Sphaeroforma arctica JP610, 1456 nucleotides long. RefSeq lists its product as hypothetical. Gene Ontology annotation, molecular function: signaling receptor activity. The record is from RefSeq and is a predicted model, not a curated record. The transcript is spliced from 6 exons. Bases 106 to 1287 code for a protein of 393 amino acids. Gene Ontology annotation, cellular component: membrane. NCBI's taxonomy places the organism in Eukaryota, Ichthyosporea, Ichthyophonida.
CAAAGCCUCAAACUGUGUUCGAUUGACUUUAUAUGCAUAUAUUUCACUUCCCAAAGCUGAAAGUAUCGCUUUAAAUAUAUUCUCUGUAGCUCAAUAACACGGAACAUGCGGAACGAAGGCUUACCAGAGAUAUCACACUCGUGCUCGUCACAGUGUAAUAUAGAAAAGUCCAACACAACGGAAAACAUGUACCUCUCAAAUAAAUUGGACACAGAAACACGAAGUAGUAGUCGGAAUAGACUGUUAUCGAAGAAUGAUAAAAGCAAAGACACGUGCAAAAUGUGUAGUAAAAGUGGAUGCAAUACAGCUUGUACGUCUGCGGUCGGACAUGAGAAGUGUUACCUACUUGCAGAUGAGAAGAUAGAAAGGUUUCAUGAAGUCGCACCAAAAUGGGUGCAAAACCCGAAUGUGGUUCAAAGAAUUCUUGGGGUACAGCCUUGGACGUUGACCUCGUACUACGGUAUACAAGUGUGGGAACAGGACAACCAAUAUAUUGAGAAAUACUAUAGACUCACGGGUCCCGAUUGGGGUAAGAUCUGGCAGUCGCUAUUCUACCUACACAACCAAUCGGCCAACGUGUACAGUCACGGCUUAGCUGUGGUGGGCUUCAUGCUGCUGGGCUGGCGGGUGUGUUUCCAUUGGCUGCCACAGCUCGAGGCUACACACACAGACUUCUGGGUGUGGCCAGCCUUCUUUGUGUCGUGUUGCUUGUGCUUUGCUGGAUCCGUUGGAUAUCACCUGACAUGGUGUCACAGCUCGGAGACCUACUUCCUGGGCGGGUGCUGGGAUUGGUCCGGUAUAGUGUUGAUCUGGUUCGGGUGCAUGCACCUCCUAGUGUAUCAAGCCUUCCCCUGUGACCCGUACUUUUACGUUUUCUACACUACCAUGCUCACAGUCAAUGCGCUGGCCUUCCUGAGUCUGGUGUUCAAGAGGUGGUUCCACACUGCCAAGAAUAGAGCCUUGAGGGUAAAGCUGGUGUGCAGUCUCGGGGUGUCGACGGUCCUACCGUUGAUGCAUUACGUUUACCUCCACGGGCCUGCUGAGAUGGUGAAUCACCUGAAAAUGCACAUUCUUAUCUCCGAGGUAAUUGUCCUGUUUGUGGGUGCGUCCUUGUACGCCCAUCUUCUCCCAGAGAGUCGGUUUCCGGGUGUAUUCGACCUCAUCGGCAGCUCACAUAACAUACACCACGUCACAUCCACUGCAGCGGUGACUAUGCACUGUUAUGCCAUGUGGCAGACGCAGCUGCUGAAUGCGCAGAGGGGAUGUCCUGUGCAGAGUAUAGGCUAGAAUGACAUCCAGAUAGCGAAUAGAUGUAGUCUAAAAUGUCAUAUAGAUUGUGAAUCAAUGGAGAGAUACAAUGCCAAUAGUAGAUAUAAAUUAAAUCGAUAGAGGUCAAUGUGACCGUAUACCGUGAGGCCUGGUCAAUCACACGAGGCCAUACGCAACGGAACUAAAU